Messenger RNA from Tachysurus vachellii, 4746 nucleotides. It is a transcript of the gene bag6, whose product is annotated as BCL2 associated athanogene 6. The coding region runs from base 231 to 4115 and encodes 1294 amino acids. Gene Ontology annotation, cellular component: BAT3 complex. The transcript has 25 exons. The record is from RefSeq and is a predicted model, not a curated record. NCBI's taxonomy places the organism in Eukaryota, Metazoa, Chordata, Actinopteri, Siluriformes, Bagridae. Gene Ontology annotation, molecular function: polyubiquitin modification-dependent protein binding; misfolded protein binding.
ACCGGAAGUGGGCGUGGCCUAUGUUUAGUCUUUUCGAUUCAGGCUAGUAUACGUUACCUAGCUACACAAGUUAAUUACCUAACCGUAAUCUAACGUUAGUUAUACUGUCAUGGUAACAAAUGACAUUAAAAUAUACAGCGUUAAUUAGAUAGAUUGAUAAAAGCAGAGUCAACACAGCAACCACGGACCAGAGAGAUAUAAAGUUUCCUACUCUUUUGACUGGCAGCACCAUGGAGGAACAAGAAAAUAAUAUGAUAGAUGUCACUGUGAAAACUCUGGACUCUCAGAGCAGAAGCUAUACUGUGAGAGCUCAGAUCACUGUGAAGGAGUUUAAAGAGCAUAUAUCUCCCUCCGUGGGAAUUCCUGUAGACAAACAGAGGCUGAUCUACCAGGGACGAGUUCUUCAGGACGAGAAAACUCUGGCAGAAUACAAUGUAAAUGGUAAAGUCAUUCACCUGGUGGAGCGAGCGCCACCUCAGACGACUCAGUCAGGAUCAGGCUCAGGAGGAGUACCUGGGACUUCAGGAGGCUCACAGACUGGAAACACCACAACUCCUCAGGCUGUACCGCAAGGAGCUACACAUGAUCGCAAUGCUAAUAGCUAUGUUAUGCUUGGUACCGUUAAUCUCCCUGUGAAUGUCAUGGACCCUCAGCAGAUUCAGAUGUCUAUCCAGCAGCUAAUGGCAGGCCUCGGGGAGGGUGUACGAAAUACACGAGCCAGCAGCAGCAAUGGGAACAAUGGCUCAGUGAAUGUUGAUAUGGAUCAGAACCUGCAAAGUGAACCCAGGCUGCGGCUUCUCCUGGCUGAAAAUUUGUUGCGAGACACCAUUGCCCUGAUUCAGAGACUAGAGGGAGAGCCCAUGGAUGGUUCUUCAGCUCAGGAUUCUGCUCCACCCCCUUCUUCCACCACCUCUACACCAUCUCCUUCUGUCCAGCCCAUGGACACAUCCCCUCCUCCAUCCAGCUCACCUCCAUCAUCCUCUACUUCCGCUCAGACUAACAAUGAACCUCCUCAUCCUCAUCCUUCAGGCCCAAACCAUCCCAGCCCAGCAGAACUGGUCGAGAUGUUAGGAGAGCUAAGAAGAGUAGAAGAGAGACUCCAGCCAUUCAUCCAGAGAGCUCACUCUAUCCUGGAGGCAGCCACCACUGCUGAUUACAACAAUAAUACACAGGAGAGAGAGGAGGACCAGCAUGUUCUAAACCUGGUAGGAGAAGCUCUUCGGCUCUUAGGAAAUGCUCUGGUUGCCCUGAGUGAUCUGCGCUGUAAUCUGUCGAGUGCACCUCCACGUCACCUGCAUGUGAUAAGGCCAAUGUCUCACUACGCUACCUCUGUUCUGCAACCAGGUGGUGUGCAUCACAUGCCCAUACAGCUUAAUUUGGGGACCACAGUGUCUAUGUCAGCUAAUGGCAGACCGUCAGCUGAGAGUCAGCCUCAACCUGCUGAACAAUCAGAACAACCAGGGCAGGGACAAACGCCCAACCCACAGCCAGGUAUGGCCAAUCAACAGACAGGACAGCCAGGGCCCAGAGUCAUACGCAUAAGCCAUCAAACCAUGGAACCAGUGGUGAUGAUGCAGAUUAACAUUGAUGAAAAUGGAAGCCAUGCCCAGGCCCCAGGACAGCAGAAUGGUGCUGGUACUGGACAGCCUGGUACCACUCCUAUACAUAUACCUGGUUUACCUCCAGAAUUUAUGCAAGCCAUUGUAAAUCAAGUUACUCAACAAGCUAUGGCCAUGGCAAAUGCUGCUGCUGCUGCUGCUGGUGGUGGUCAACAUGGACAACAUACCCAAAGCCCUCCUGGGUCAGGUCCUACUCCUGCCGGUGCAGGUACCACCCCUGCUGGACCUGCACCUGCCGGUACUGGUCCCACCCCUGCCGGUACUGAUCCCGCCCCUGCCGGUACUGAUCCCGCCCCUGCCGGGGGUGGUCCCGCCUCUACCGGUACUGGUCCCGCCCCAGCCAGUACUGGUCCUGGUCCCACCCCAGCCGGUACUGGUCCUGGUCACGCCCCAGCCGGUACUGGUCCUGGUCCCUCCCCAGCCGGUACAGGUCCAAUACCUAUGGGUGCAGGCCCUGUUCCCCCUCCAUUUCCCCCUCACCCACAUCAAGCUAGGUUUGUAUUCACCUUGCCGUCCUUUCCUAACCGCAUGGCAAAUCCUUCCUUUACCACCAGAGGAGCAACCUUCAAUCUGCGAAAUGCUGUUCCUCCAAUGAUGGGCCAGCCUCAAGGCCAGGCUACACCCAUAAAUCCAGCUGCUAUUAAUCAAAUGAUUAGUGGAAUGAUGGGACAGCUCUUGACAGGGGUGUCAGGCCAGAUGACCACUGAGUCCACUACUCCCUCUUCUUCCUCCUCCUCACACACAUUCACAUUUUCCACCUCAUCUUCCUCCUCCUCCUCCUCAUCAUCAUCCUCCUCAUCCUCAACUUUCACCCCAACAUCAGUACCUAUCACCAGUGCCUCGGGACCCACACACUCCACAAGCACCACUACAAGCAGCGCUCCCCAGCCUGGACCUUUCCCCACACCUGCUCAGGGGCCUCCCCUCAUGGGCAACUUGGACCAGCUUCUAGGCUCUGUCCUAGGAGGGGUGGCUGCUCCUGGCCAGGCUACAGGAGCAAAUCCUUCCGUUACUGUGGCAAUGCAAGGAAUCCCUGCCUUUAUUCAAGGAGUCACUGACUUUAUACAGGCCUCACAACAGAGUCAUGUUCAGCCCCCUACAGCUCAACCAUCAGGUCCCACUCCUACUCCUCCAACUGCUGAACCACAAGCAGAGCCUGCAGGAGGUGCCGCAUCUGAAGAAGUCAUGAACACAGAGCUAUUCACUGGGAUAGUGCAGGGGGUCCUUUCCACUAUGAUGGGUUCCUUAGGUGCCUCACACAACAACACUGAGAGCAUUGCUCAGUUUAUUCAGAGACUCUCCCAGACCAGCAACAUUUUCACCCCCAGCACAGGAGAAGCCAUGGGUUUCUUUGGCGACCUGUUGACCCUUGUGUGCCAGAACUUCUCUAUGGUGGACAUGGUGCUGCUGCUCCAUGGUCAGUCUCAACCACUAAGCCGUAUCCAGCCCCAGUUAGCCCAGUUCUUCACAGAACAGUAUCUGCAGGGCAGAGAGCCCACUGAAGCCAACAUAGCAGCAGCUGCUGAUAAUCUAAUUGGCGAACUAGACGAAUAUAUCACAGAGAGUUUCUCAUCAGUUACAGUACGGGACGGCGUGGACAUCACCCAGACAAACCGAGCAUUUCUAAGACAGCAACUUAUUGACAUUGCCACGCACAUUCUGCAAUGCACAGAUCAAACCUUUGGACCACGCUUGCUGCAGCUGUGUAACCGUGCACUGUUUGAGUGUUUGGCCCUCAAUCUGUACUGCCUGAGAGGAGAGCAGGGUGCCCUCACUGCAGUCAUCAACAACCGCAUUCGGACCAUGUCAGCAGAGGUGAACCCUAGUAUAGUCAGCUGGUUGACCAGUAUGAUGACUAUGAGGCUGCAGGUCAUUUUGGAACAUGUCCCAGUCACAGAGGACCAAAUCCUGCAUUAUGUUGUCCACACACAUGGUGAAGGAGCAAGAGAGGCAGAUGAGUCAGGAAAUCAUCAAAUGGAGAUGGAUGAAACUCUCUCUCCCACUCCGGCUACCACAGCAGAGGAGGCCAUGGUUAGCUCACAGGAGGAAGGGGCUGUUGGAGGUUCAGCUGGAGAGACAGGGGAAGCAGCAGGUGGAGAGGAGCCUGGAGAAGAAGCUGAGGCCUGGGCAGCUGCUUUACCUCCUGAGUGGGUGCCUAUCAUCAGUCAGGAUAUAAACAGCCAGAGGAAGAUAAAGGGCCAACCUCCUCUAUCUGAUGCAUAUCUGCAAGGGAUGCCUGCAAAGCGCAGGAAGACAGCACAGGCCGAUGGCCCCAGACUCACACUCUCUGAGGCAGUGAGCCAAGCAGCAAGAUCAGUUGGUGUCACACCUGUCACACCACCCAGUGCCUUACAGGAAGACCUUGAAAGUGCAGAACUUCAGGAGGCAUACAUACAGCAGGUGAAAAAUGACAUCAAACAACGAGUAAGAGAGGACCCUAAUUUCAGUUCUAGAAGAUUUCCCAACACGCAUACCAUGUUCUCACCAGAUUCAUAACCAGCAUAUAUAUCUGUACCAUGGCCCUUCUUCCUCUGCUGCAUGUGUAUGCUCUUUUUCUUUUUAAUCAUCUGGGUUUAAAGAUCUACAAUUUUGAAAUUCUCAGAAGAUUUUAUGCUGACUCUAGUAUUAAAUUAUUUAGAAAAGACUGCAUCAUGGAUUAUAUAAGAGCGGGUCUGUAAGUGUUUUGCUUCUCUUUGUGAAACUCACGCACUCUCACACAUGAACUUGGACAGAAAACAAGGAAAAUUCUAAAAGAUAAUGUAAAACAUGUAACAAAAGCCACAGUGUAUAUGCCAGCUGUGACUCCUGAGGCAAGGCAAUGUCAUGACAGGUGAAUUUCAUAGAUCCUGCCAUGGCGCGAAACUAAUUAAAAAUAUUUCUGCAUUUUCCGCACAUUAACGGAACGAGUCCUCACCUUCUUGUGCCAAGAUCGUGAUCAGUGUCUGUUUAUAAAACUAUCAUUUAAUACUGAGUAUAACUUAUUGGUAUUUAAGCAUACCUUGCUACCUUGUUUAAUUUCAUGAAGUAUUAGAAGAACUGAUAUUGUUGCAGAGGUAGUUUCAUGUACACGGUAACUUUGGAGUUGAGCACAAAGGGAAAAACUAUUAAAGUCAUAGUAAAGACCAAA